Sphaeramia orbicularis (orbiculate cardinalfish) is the source of this 1271-nucleotide messenger RNA. RefSeq names its product polymeric immunoglobulin receptor-like. Bases 39 to 1130 code for a protein of 363 amino acids. The transcript is spliced from 9 exons. Gene Ontology annotation, cellular component: plasma membrane. Gene Ontology annotation, molecular function: transmembrane signaling receptor activity. Lineage: Eukaryota; Metazoa; Chordata; Actinopteri; Kurtiformes; Apogonidae. The record is from RefSeq and is a predicted model, not a curated record.
UUCAUUGGUUUUACUACUGUACUUUCUUCCUCACAUUAAUGGCUAUGUUUGUCAGCAUCUUCCUCAUCCUCACUGGUCUCACAGGUAUUCACAGUAUAAGUACAGUCAGUUAUGUAACGGUGGAAAAAGGAGGUUCCAUCUCUAUCCCAUGUUUCUACGAGUCAAAGUACACAGACAAUGUGAAAUAUCUGUGUAAAGGAUGUAAGUGGAGUGGCUGCACAUAUGAAGUUAAAACAAAUCAGUACAAUUCAACAAAGUAUUGGGUCUCUGACGACCAAAACCAAGGAGUUGUUACCUGGACUAUUAAUGACCUGAACGAGGGGGACAAAGGUUGUUACUGGUGUGUCAUGGAGAUGAACCAGGGACCUGAUGAUGGAAAUUGUUUUAUUGUUUUUGUCACUGGAAAAGGUGGUGCCUUGCUCUAUGUGGAUUCUCAGAAGGUGACAGGGUUUAUUGGAGACCAAAUAACCAUCGACUGUCACUAUAGAAGAUCUAAACAAAUAAAGUGGUGCAGGACUGGUGGUGAAGGACCCACAUCCUGUGUAACAAACUCUGGGUGGAUAAAAGAGACAAAGGUGACUAUUAACAGAAAUACCCCUGGUGUUAUUACUGUGACUAUGAGUGAACUGAGGGAGAGGAGCAGUGGUUGGUAUUGGUGCACUGAUGAAGACCUGCAGAUGCCGGUGCAUGUAACCAUUAAAGAGAGACCUACCACCACAAUUGCAACGACAACAACAACAACAACAACCAGACAGUCAAUGACCAUAUCAUCCUCUACCAAACCUGUCAAUCACACAUAUGUGAGUCAAGAACCGACCACAGAACAAACUGGAACACACAGCAGCUCAUCCAAUCAUCUGCUGAGUUUCAUCAUUCCUUUGUGUUUGCUGCUGCUGAUUGUAACGGUGGCCGUACUCACCUGGUUCAUGUUGAAAAGACGCAAAUCCCCAGCCACAGCUGAGGAUGAACAGACAGUAACAUACAGUACUGUGGCACAUGUGAGAAAAACCACAGCCCAGUGUGAAGAGGAUGUAACAUACUGCAAUGUUACAAACAGAAAAUCAACUUCAGGCCAGGUUGAAGCGAUAGAUGUCAGGGUGACCUACAGUACACUGGCUCUGCAGCGAUGACUUUCAAGUUUCCUGUCAAAUAUUUUAACCUUUUAUCAGGCAAGUGACUGUUCUGAUCAUUUCCACUCACAUUACAAGACAGCAACAGUUCCAGUGAGGACAGCCAGUCAACAGUCUCAGGUCCAAUGUGGUCUACAGGGU